This is a messenger RNA of Thrips palmi, 2912 nucleotides long. RefSeq names its product agglutinin-like protein 1. The record is from RefSeq and is a predicted model, not a curated record. Bases 191 to 2632 code for a protein of 813 amino acids. Lineage: Eukaryota; Metazoa; Arthropoda; Insecta; Thysanoptera; Thripidae. The transcript is spliced from 3 exons.
GGCCGACGUCGCCCUGCUCGACGCGCACCUCAUCGUCAUGCCACUGCCGUGGCGGCGACGCCGCGGCUCGUGACGCGUGACAACGCGGUGACAACGCGGUGACAACGCGGUGACAGCGCCGCGACGACAACGCAGCUCCACGCGCGUCAUGCGCCGAACGUGAUUUUGGAAUAGACAGCGACGCGCCGCCAUGCAGCAGCCACGUCCUUCAGGCGUGCUGCUGGCGCCGCUGUUCCUGCUGCUGGUGAUGGUGGCCGCCGUGCUGCCCCACACCGUGCUGCCCCACAGCCCCUCUCCCGACGAGGCCUCCCCGACGCCUCGGCCGCCAGGUCUUCCCUCUGCUGCAACCUCGCACGACCAGCGGCCAGCCAGUACCGUCGGCCUGACCGCCGAGCAGGCGGCGAGCGGACAGCAGUCUGCCAGCACGCAGACAGACCGGCCAUCUAGCCCCGUCGGCCCGACCACCGCGCAGACAGCGCAGGCUGCGAGCACGCAGACAGACUGGACGACAAUAAGCGCCGACACUCAUGGGUCCACGACGAACGAAGGCAAGGCCACUGAACAGACGACCAAGCAGGCGAGUGCGACCGAUGCGACAAUCAGGUCCACGGCAUCGAGCGCGCUGACGAGCGAGAGGCAGAGCGAACACACGACAACGGUUCCCUCCGGACAUCCCUGUGAGACCACGGACGCGCGGCAGACGGCCGGCAAGAGCAGCGCGACCACACUGGAAGGAACCACCGAGACGGACACUGUCAGUUCUAACACAGACGUGCCUGCCGCGACAACUACUGCCGACAAGCUGAAGACCGCCCAUCCCAAAACCGACGAGGCCACAGCAAAAACAAUUACUGAUAAGCUCAAGACUCCCGGGCCGACCACCGACAAGCCUUCGCCAACAAGGCAAACCACGCCAGACGCGCUCGGGACAGUCAGUGCCAAGGCGGACGUGACGUCACAAAAAACGGCUGCCGAGGACCCGCCGACGCCCGAAGCGAGCAGCGAACCCGCGCCCGUCUCCACCAGCGUGGCCUCGGACACGGCCAGCACGGCGGCCUCGGCCAGCACGACGGGGUCCUUGCUGGAGAUCGAGGUGGAGGAGAGCACGGAGACGGGAGCGCUCAAUAUCGACCUCCGGCAGCCGGAGGACGCCGCAGCUUGGUCGGCCACGCCGGUGGCGUCCACCACCGCGCCGCCCGCGCCGCCCGCGCCGCCGCACCACGAGGACGACGAGACGGGCGGCGUUCUCCCGGACGACGACGUGCAGCAGAACGAGGUUCUCGACGAGGACAUGUACAGGGCGAAGCAGCACAACGGGCCGUGGCUCAUCGGCAGCCGCCUGGCGGGCCAGGACGACGGCGAGGCCUCGCUGGCCUCGUCCUCCACGUCCUCGAUGUCGGCGCCGGCAGCGCCCUCCCUCGGCCUGUACCGCAACUACGACGUGGACAGCCAGGAGCGCGAGCGAGAGCUGGAGGAGCGCGCCAGGGAGCAGAACCAUCCCGCCGACCUGGAGGACACGAACGUGCACGAGGUGAACCACUACGUGCCCGAGGACGAGCAGGACGACGCGGAGCAGCAGCUGCAGCAGCAGAAGUCCGUGGCGCGGUGGUACCUGCUGCUGCUCACCGGCAACGCCACCACGGUGCGCCUGCGCCAGAAGGACUUCGCCAAGUACCUCAAGCUGAACCUGGCGGCGCGCCUGUCCGUCGAGUACAACGACCUGCGCGUCAACCGCGUCGAGUUCAAGCCGCUGCUCAUGGUGAACGUGACCAUCUUCUCGCGGCCCAAGGACAACGAGGAGGCACCGCUGCACAUGCUGGCCGACACCAACGCCACCCUGCUCGAGCUGUCCGGCGAGGAGUACCACGUGCUGCGCUUCAUCACCAUCCCCAGCGAGCACCAGGAGGCGCUGGCCGCGCUGGCCUCGGGCGGCAUCCAGGCCGACUCGUACACGGGGGCCAACACGCUGCCGCCGCGCCACGUGGACGUGGGCGUGGCCGUGUACUUCGCCAUCGCCGCGGGGCUCGUGUCCAUCCUGCUGGCCGUAUUCCUGGUGGGGCUGUGCCGCUACCUGCGCAACAUGGCCGCCGAGGUGGCGUGGCCGUGGCGCCGCUACAAGCCCAUCGUGUGGAGCCUGCCUCUGCAACACCGGUUGUGCGCGGACCACAUCGCCCACUGCGUGCCCAUGCGGCCCAUGCAGUCCCACGCGGCCGUGUGGACCACGGCCGACGGCGCGGCCGACGUCCCCGUGCACAAGAUCCCGGCGCCGGAGCUGCCGCGCAGGCUGGUGCUGGAGCCGCGGCCGCACGCCGCGCUGCCGCCCAUCGUGUGCGCCGACCCCGCGCCCUCCACGGCCGACACACUGCUGCAGGCGCAGCCCGCGCAGACCGCCACCGUCCAGCCCGGCCUGCACGCCUGCAGCGCGCCGCGGCCCAACUCCAAGCUGUCCCUGUUCGGCGAGUUCGGCGAGCAGCAGGUGGUGGUGGCGCCCGCCCGGUCCGCGCGCCAGCCCGGCCAGCCCGGCAGGAACCGCCUGCAGCCCCAGGGCAGGCACCCGCUCGACGUCCGGAUCGGCGGCCGACGCGGCCCCACCGUGCUGGGGCUGGACAACCCCAACUACAUGAUGCAGUGACGCGACCACGCCGUGUGCAGUGGCGCAGAGGCGCAGUAGGCCGGACUUGUGAUAGUGUCUCUUUCUCAUUCCUUAGUGCGGCCCGGCACGGCCCGGUGGACUCGCCAGUGCGCGGGCGUUGGCCAGGGCGGCCCUCUUAUAGUCUUCCCUUCUCAGUGAAUGUCAAUACUAAAUGUCUAUUUGUGAAUAAUGAAUAAAGAUUAUUAUUAUUAAAGUGUUGUAAUAUAAAAGCUACUGUGUAAUUAAAUUAGGUUGAGAAAUAAAGAUGAUGGUAAUUUCA